This is a messenger RNA of Cygnus olor (mute swan), 2688 nucleotides long. RefSeq names its product gap junction protein beta 3 (gene GJB3). The coding region runs from base 623 to 1429 and encodes 268 amino acids. NCBI's taxonomy places the organism in Eukaryota, Metazoa, Chordata, Aves, Anseriformes, Anatidae. Gene Ontology annotation, cellular component: connexin complex. Gene Ontology annotation, biological process: cell communication. The transcript is spliced from 4 exons. The record is from RefSeq and is a predicted model, not a curated record.
AGGCCACGGGAAGUCACUGCGGGUUUUCAGCAUUCACGUGUGGCACCAAUGGGGACGCGCAGGCAGGACGGGGCGCUCGGGGACCCUCCCAGGGAUGCCAAUGAUCUGGGCAGACUCCAAGGGUCCUGCUCCAGCUUGGGCAUGAAUUCAAGGGGAUUUGACCUGCCUUUAUUAUUCAACCUGAGCGUGUGCGUGCAUGUGCGCAGACAAUAACCUCCGCGGAGCUGUUUGCCAGACUCACCCAGGUGCUAGGAGCAGAACAACUCACCCGCCUGCUCCCGACACACACGCUCAGCUCUGCGGACGAGACCCGAGCACGCAGGGAGGCUGCAGAACACGCAACCAGGAAAGGGUUUCCCCGCUCCAAAAGGAAGUCCUGCUCCCUCUGGCCACAUACCCACAGGGCAGCCCCGGGACACCAUGCUAUACUGCACAGCCCUGCCCAGAUGUAAGAGAGCUGCGAGGGGACCCUGAGCACCCGGCUGUGAUCGCGCCACCAGCCAUGCCCCGAGCCGGGCACUUCCCCACCCCCAACCCCCGGUAAGCGGGGAAGGAGCCGGAUUCUCUUGCAGCUGCUCUUUCUCCUGGUUCCUGACUCUGGCUGCCGCCAGCGCCGGUCCCCAUGGAUUGGAAAACGCUGCAGGCGCUGCUCAGCGGGGUCAACAAGUACUCCACGGCCUUCGGCCGCAUCUGGCUCUCAGUGGUCUUUGUCUUCCGCGUGCUGGUCUACGUGGUGGCAGCCGAGCGCGUCUGGGGGGAUGAGCAGAAGGAUUUUGACUGCAACACGCGGCAGCCGGGCUGCACCAACGUCUGCUACGACCACUUCUUCCCCAUCUCCCACAUCCGCCUGUGGGCCCUGCAGCUCAUCUUCGUCACUUGUCCUUCUCUGCUGGUCAUCAUGCACGUGGCCUACCGGGAGGACCGGGAGAAGAAGAACCGGGAGAAGAACGGGGAGAACUGCCCCAAGCUUUACAGCAACACGGGCAAGAAGCAUGGCGGGCUGUGGUGGACCUACCUGCUCAGCCUCUUCUUCAAGCUUGUCAUAGAGAUCCUCUUCCUCUACCUCCUCCACAAGAUGUGGGACAGCUUCGACCUGCCACGGCUGGUCAAGUGCUCCAAUCUGGUGCCCUGCCCCAACAUUGUGGACUGCUACAUCGCUCGGCCUACAGAGAAAAGAGUCUUCACCUAUUUCAUGGUCGGGGCCUCCUCCAUCUGCAUUGUCCUCACUGUCUGUGAGAUCUUCUACCUCAUCUUCAAGCGGGUUGUGCAGAGGGUGCGCAAGUGGAAGAAGGCCACCAAGCGCUCCGUCAGCUACAGCAAGGCCUCCACCUGCCAGUGCCACCUCAAGAUGGAGGAGAAGGAAAACAAGUCCCUAAAUAGGUGUGUGGCAGCCCUGCGGGCCUCGGCUCCCAACCUGACUUCGCUCUGAGGGGGUCGUGGAAGGGGAAGAGGGAGGGAGAAGUGUCCUGACGUGAGCCGGGGGUGACGGGCCCUGCGGGUGGCCACCAGCAAUGCCAGCACCAGACUUUUCAGCUUGGUGGCUCUAUAGGGGAGGGUGACACGUCAACAGGAACUCUCCUGCUUGGUGGCCCCAUGGGAACAGGACUGGCGUGAGGCCAUCAGGGGCACAGGGCAGGUACUCAGAUGGGCGCAGGCUGAGCUGGGACACGCAGUGACACGGGCAGCGGAUGAGGGGGUCCCUGUCCCCCACCGGACAGGAUGGACACCACCAGGUCUCAUGACCGUGGGCAUGUUCACGGGGUGCCCCAGCAGCAAGGGCACGCGUGAUGGUGGCAGGGUGCCUGCUGCCCGCGGGCACGCCUGAGAGUGUCUGUUCUUUCCACAGAGGAGAGGAGCUGUGAUCUCCCUUGCCCCACCCAGCUCGCCUUCCCCUUGGACCAUGAGUUUUUCAAGCCUACACAUUUCCCAAACCCUGGAGAUUUGACCCUUUAUGAGAAAUGACUGACCCCAGGAAGGUUCCCCAAGAGAGGAGCAUGGGGUGCCCGAGAAGAUGCAGGUAAGGCGAGGGCAGCUUCUGAGCUCUGCUGGCUGCACAUGGCGGUGCUGCAGGGCUGGGACACCACGCCGACACAUGGACACGGGCCACGAGCUCCAAAAAGCAGCCCCCAAGCUGUCCCCAGUGGGGUGAAGCCUUUGCACUGGGAGGACACAGGGGACUGGGGCCAGCAUGGGGGAGCAGCCAGGGGCUCCAAUGUCCAAGAGCUUCUCUUGGGUCCUCCCAUGGUGACAGUCAUGGUUUGCUGUGCCUCGCAUACACACAGUCCCAAGUGCUGUUCCAUCCAUCCUCCUUUUUUUUUUGUACCAAGAAACAAAGAAUAUCCUGGGUGCAGCUCCACGGCCAGAGCCUGCAUCGCUGCCUCCUUCGUGCUGCCAGCGUGAAGGUGCGAGCCUUGGUGUGAGCUCUCGGCACACCCGAAGAAAUCCCCGACAGGCAGGGUUCCGGGCUGCUGCCAACUGAUUGUUCGUCCCCAUUUGCCAGUACCGGGGCAGGAGCAGCUUCCCUCUCUCUGCUCAUGCAAGCACCUUGCUGACGUCCUGCCCAAGUGGCUUUUCUGGCUCUGCUGCUUCCCUCGGUGCCUUUGUACCCACCCCUCGGCUCGAUAGAUGUGUCACCCACAGCAUUAGCUGUGAAUCCAAGGGGCCAAUAAAUGUUAUGCUGUUUGUGGA